UCUACAUCGCCGCUGUGGAGCCAAUCGUACUUUACGCUUCAAGCGUCUGGGUCCCAGCCGUAGAUCAAGUCGGAGUGCGGAAGUUGCUGGACGCAGUUCAGCGAGGGUUCGCGCGGAAGAUCAGCCGGGCCUACAAAACUGCCAGUUUGAGUGCGGCGCUGAUCCUGUCAGGUAUCUUGCCACUCGACCUGAGGGUCCGAGAGGCAGCAGAAUUGUACCGAUAUAAAAGGGGUGAGGACAUUGAUGGUAUGGCAGACAGGAAGGCUGAACAGCGGGUUAGCUUCCUGGAUGCUCCCCAUCCAGCCCUCGCUCCUGAGGUAGAGUUCUGUUGUCUCGAGGAUACACAGGCCGAAACCGACGCGGUAGAGGUGCAGGAUGACCCAAGAGAGGGAGAGGGUUACCUGCAAGUCUACACCGAUGGAAGCAAGAUACAGGGCAGGGUUGGAGCCGGAAUAUCAUACAGGCGGCGAGGCUUGGAAGUCAGAGCAAGAAAACUCAAAUUGGAGAAUUAUUGCUCUGUCUUCCAAGCCGAAAUGUGCGCAAUUUCGAAGGCUAUCGAGGACAUCUUGAAGAUGCCCGACAUGAAGGUCGAGAUCCUUAGUGACUCCAGGUCGUCGCUGGAGCUGCUAAGGGAUCGAUCUUCGUUCCACCCGAUAGCCUUCGAAAUUAAAAACUUGAUCCGGCGGGCUCGAGAAAUGGGUAAAACCAUUCGGUUCCGCUGGGUUCGGGCGCAUGUAGGUAUUGAGGGGAACGAGAGGGCUGAUCACUUGGCGAAGGACGCGGCGCUCCAUUCGAAAUUGAGGGCUGCAUACGAUGGAGUACCGAUUUCUACUCUCCGCCGCAAAAUUAGAGCCAAGACCCUCGACGUCUGGCAGGAGCGGUACACCGCGGGUCAAACCGCAAGUGUCACAAAGGCGUUUCUGCCGGACGUCGCGGCGUCUUACAAGCUGGUUAGGGAGGAGCCCUUCUCCGCAUUGAUGGCCCAGGUUAUAACGGGCCACGGCGGCUUCGCGGCGUAUCUCCACCGGUUCGGACUAAGGGAUAGCCCAGUGUGCAUUUGCGAUGGUCAAACUGACGAAAGCGCAAUGCACCUGGUGCUCGAAUGCCCCAGGUUCGGCCGGUGGAGAUGCGACCUAGAGGUGGAAAGCGGGGUGGCCGUUGCUGAGGCAAACCUCCCAGUUUUUGUCGAAAAGCCAUUGAGGAAGUCCUUUGAAAGCUUCUGUUUAAAGAUUCUGUCUGACGUGCUGCCGCGGAAUGGCAGCAACACAAAAUUUAAAACUUAAUAGCUUAAGAAUUGUAA
Molecule: messenger RNA, 1300 nt
Organism: Leptidea sinapis
Lineage: Eukaryota; Metazoa; Arthropoda; Insecta; Lepidoptera; Pieridae
Exons: 2
Coding region: 249-1283 (344 amino acids)
Biological process (GO): DNA replication, removal of RNA primer
Molecular function (GO): nucleic acid binding; RNA-DNA hybrid ribonuclease activity
Source: RefSeq, a predicted model, not a curated record